Messenger RNA from Morchella sextelata, 1380 nucleotides. RefSeq lists its product as uncharacterized. The record is from RefSeq and is a predicted model, not a curated record. The coding region runs from base 1 to 1380 and encodes 459 amino acids. Lineage: Eukaryota; Fungi; Ascomycota; Pezizomycetes; Pezizales; Morchellaceae. The transcript has 2 exons.
AUGCGUACCGACCCCCGCAUCCGUCAAUCGCUCAACCGCAUUUCCACUUCCAUAGAAUCCGCCUCGGACAACGCCCUCACCUCAUGCUUCACAUUCACAAAGUCCUAUUUGGACCCAUGCCUCAUAUCGCUUUCUACAUGCUGCAUUAUCAAUCAUGAUCGCAAUCACCGUCGGGACCGCCGUGAGUACCCAUUCGGCUUUUAUGACUAUGACGACGAUGAACACGGAAGUUCAUCCACCGGCGGCUUCCUUGGAUGGGGUAACGACGAACUAGAUAGGCUCCUUGCUGGCGGAGGAUCCGGAGGGGGUUAUGGGGGUAAUUCGAAUAGAAUGACUUAUGGUGCUUCUUCAUCAAGCGGCGCCAUAGUCGGGAGUGGGUCCGCCGGCAAGCGGAAAUCGGUCCCGGGGCAUGAUCAAGACCCAACUGUUAUACCCCAAACAUCUAUGUUUGGGUUUCUGACGAGGUGGGCACCUUUUAGGGGGAAAGGUCUACGCUACAAGCCCUCAGCAGCGAACCUCCAAGAACAUCCACAUCGUGGAAACGGACUGUCUGCCGUUCAAGAAGAAGCGGAAGAUGAUCAUGGUAGCAGGGCUACAGGAAUGAGACGGAAACGCAGCGCUACAGGUAGCUCAGGCGACUCCGUAGGCGGGAGUAUGCGGAGUAGGGGUGACCUAUGGCCAAGUGAAGACGACGACGAUGCAAUCCCAAUUGGUGACGAUGUCUUCUUAAGAGGGUCUGACGGCGAAGAAGACGGGUUUCUCGUGUUAGCGCGAAGAGAGCACAGGAAUAAAAAUGCCGAAGAAGAAGAGGAACUGGGAUCAGCGGAGACCAUUGAACCUGGACGUCCGGGACCAGUUGAUGAUGAAGUGUUAAGAAGGGAGGAAGAGGAAGUCAGGAUGCUUGAAGAAGAAGAGCUAGAAAAAAAACGGGAAGCGGCUAAGAGAUUGGCUGUGCAGCGGGGACUCAGUACUGAAGACUACGCUGGUUUAUUGUCCCGCUCACAACAAGAGAUCAAUCCAUCGGCUGUACCACUCCCUGAGACUUUACCAUCUACCAGAGCUCCCUCGCUGGUCGAACAACUGGAUUGCUUCGAACCACCAAUGCCAUCAGCACCGAUGUCAUCCCAACAAGGAUAUUUUGAACCGUCACAGUCGCUACCGCAUGCAAUAACAUCGACACCUAUCACUAGGACCAAUUCUCCGGCCAUUAGAGAUUCAAGUCCUACAUCGGUUGGGUCUCGAACGCCGAUACAGAUUAGGAAAGAGAAAGAAAUUUUGGAGAUACCGACAAUGAUUAUAUUAAUGCCUAAUAGUGAGAGGGAACUUGUCAAGGAAAUUAACGAGGCUGCAAACUCUGGGGUUGUGAUAGGGGAUGUUUGA